UAUUACAAUAUUUUAUUUCAGAUAUAGACAAGAAUUAUAACCACAAUGGGCCCCCUUCUUGUAGAUAUAAUCCAUUUCUACCCAGUAGAGAACGCACAACCACAUUACACUAAAAGGUUUGAAGUGUUAAACAAAAAUGCGACCGAUAUCACCACCACCAUAGUACGGCGCGGUCAACCCUUCAACGGCGUGCUCCGGUUCAACAGACCCUACGACGAGGACUGUGACAUCGUGAAGCUUGUGUUUAGACUAGGAAACGAACCUUAUACCGUGGACACCACAGCUUCGGUGGUUCUUAGGAGGGAUCCGGUACCUCGCACAAAUUCUUGGAGCGCCAAAAUAGCGGACGUUGGCGAUCAAGACGUAUCAUUUGAAGUUUCUACUCCGGUCAACUUGCCCGUCGGCAACUGGGCCGUCCGAGUGAUCACCACGCUGAAGAAUACUAUGAUGCGGGAGUCGUAUACGUCCGAUCAGGAUCUAUACAUCCUCUUCAAUCCAUGGAAUCCAGAUGACCAAACCUACAUGCCAGACACUAACUUGCUCCAAGAGUACGUGCUCAAUGACUUCGGCAAGAUGUGGCUGGGUCGCGACAGCAAGCCGUGGAUCUACGGCCAGUUCGAUACUGUCGUACUGCCAGCGGUCAUGGCUAUGUUGGACAAAGCUGAAAUGCCUUUCCAAGACCGUGGAGACCCCGUCAAAGUAUCCCGCGCCAUCUCCCGUAUAGUGAACUCUAACGACGACGAUGGAGGCGUAGUGACCGGCCGAUGGGACGGUCAGUACGAGGACGGCACUGCGCCGAUGGAGUGGACUGGUUCCGUGGACAUCCUGGAGGAGUUCAUGAGGAGCCAGGAGCCAGUGUAUUAUGGACAGUGCUGGGUGUUUGCUGGAGUUGUUACUACUGUUUGCCGUGCACUGGGCAUUCCUUCAAGAGUGGUGACCAUCAUAAAAUCAGGACAUGACACUGACAGGUCAUUGACAGUCGAUGAGUACUACGAAUACAGUGAGACUGAGAAAAAGUUACGCUACGAACGCAACAGUCGCUGCGAAUCCAUCUGGAACUACCACUUGUGGAACGACGUCUGGAUGGCUAGACCUGACCUGCCAUCUGGUUAUGGAGGCUGGCAAGCAAUAGACGCUACUCCGCAAGAACCAUCAUCGAUCUCAAACAAAUACGAGUGUGGUCCAGCACCGGUGGAAGCUAUCAAGCAGGGGGUCACUGACGUCAGUUACGACGUCGACUUCUUGUUGGCGUCUGUGAACGCGGAUAUGGUGAAAUGGAUCAAGGAUCCACAAUCGGAGACAGGGUAUUCUGAAUUCCUUACCGUCUAUGACAGUAUUGGUCUCAUGGUCCUGACAAAGAAGCCCUUCGUGUUCGACCCUAACGGUGACGAGGACAGGCAGGACAUCCUCGGAGAGUACAAGCACAGAGAAGGAUCCACGUCAGAGAGACUGGCUCUGAUUAACGGCAUCAGGACAAAGAGGCACAACCUAACCAACGACAUCACAUUCAAGCUACGCGACAUCGACACCGUGCCCAUCGGCAAAGAGUUCAGGGUGGUCGUUGACCUCUACAACUCCUCCGAAGAGAGUCGACUGAUCUACGCAACAUUGAAAGUAAACAGUGUGUACUACAACGGAGUGAAGGGCAGCCAAGUCAAGAAUGUCGACAGAAGGUUCUUUAUUGGUCCUUCUGAACGUAAAGAAGUCAGUGUCCUCGUUACACCGGACGACUAUCUGCCGAAUCUGGUGGAGUAUUGCAACAUGAAGAUAUUUGCGAGAGCCUACGUGGAGGAGACUAAACAGGCCUGGGCCGACGAUGAUAACUUCCAAUUUCUAAAGCCCAGUAUUAAAAUAGAGUUCAACGAAGACCUGAUCAUCGGGCAAACAGCCACUGCAGUGCUGUCCUUCGUAAACCCUCUGGACCGGCAGCUGACUGGCUGCGAGUUCAAACUGAGCUCACUGGGCAUCGCCGGCAGAAAUGUCAACAUGACCGCCUCCGAUGCUAAGCCAUCGCAGCUUCUAAGCGUUGAGAUGUCAUUUAAGCCAACUAAAACUGGUAAACUCCAAUUCGUGGCUACAUUCAAGUCUGCUGAACUGAAGGACAUCAUAGGGGCGGUGAACGUUGAAGUUUUAGAAUUAGAAGAAUAAGAAGACUGUAAUAUUCAUUUCUAUGAUUAACUACAUGUUUUUGUUUAAGUAUUUUAUUGCAACUUUAAACCUACCCGUCUGACAAGCUGUACAUUAAAUAUUAUUUUUAAAUUAUACAAUCAUACAAAAGUAUAAUUUAAAAUUAAUAUUUGAGAUUGA
Messenger RNA from Bicyclus anynana (squinting bush brown), 2307 nucleotides. Its product is annotated as hemocyte protein-glutamine gamma-glutamyltransferase. NCBI's taxonomy places the organism in Eukaryota, Metazoa, Arthropoda, Insecta, Lepidoptera, Nymphalidae. The coding region runs from base 46 to 2148 and encodes 700 amino acids. Gene Ontology annotation, biological process: peptide cross-linking. The transcript has 14 exons. The record is from RefSeq and is a predicted model, not a curated record. Gene Ontology annotation, molecular function: protein-glutamine gamma-glutamyltransferase activity.